This is a messenger RNA of Archocentrus centrarchus (flier cichlid), 2048 nucleotides long. RefSeq lists its product as uncharacterized. The coding region runs from base 172 to 1530 and encodes 452 amino acids. The record is from RefSeq and is a predicted model, not a curated record. The transcript has 3 exons. NCBI's taxonomy places the organism in Eukaryota, Metazoa, Chordata, Actinopteri, Cichliformes, Cichlidae.
UCAGACCUCUCAGGAGAUGCAAAGACUUUUCGUGGCUGCAAGAAUCAAACACUUGGACAUAACCUGGAAGACGUGCAUCUAUCAGUUGUACAAAACUGACUACAUUUCUGGAAGAGCUGAAAUAUUGUGGAAAACUUAUAUUUACACAACCAGAAUAAGAUAUCAGAAGAAAUGAGAGAACUGGUUUGCAGUCAUUUAAAGCUGCCUGUGGUGGCCCUGGAAGACUUUGAGAAAGUCGUCACACCCUAUGUGCAAGAUAUUUCACACGAUGAGUGGAUAUAUCUGGAUGCCUAUGAUAGUGGAUCAGAAGUCAGCAUUCUGCUGGCCGACAUGUGUCAUGCAGUUAUCGGUGAAAUUAGCGCCUUGAUCCUGCAGGGUGUAGAGCCUCAGGCUCUUGCCUCGAAACACUAUCAUUCAAGUGGUGAUGAUGGAACUGUCCAGGAUGGGAGCAGUCACUGCAGAGUGACGGAGCAGGAUGUUCAAGCCUGCUUUAGGAACAGCCUUCAUUGCUAUUUUGGUGAAGCCCUGGAUGUAGCAGAGGAAAGCUCCCACAACUUGGAUCAAUUAGUGAGAUUGUUCUCAGCAGAGAUUACUAAAACUGUAAACUCAUCGCUGGCUCAACUCACAUGGUCAGCUUUUGUCUUUAACAUUUAUGACUCGGUAACAGCAGAAUGCAUUUUACCAAUUGUCCAUAAUGUAGGGGAAAUGUUUAAAUACAUGUUGGAUGGCUGUAAAAGAAUGGAGGAUGAGUCAUGUGACGAGGUGGCAUGCCCGCGCUGUAACUGCGAGGUGUGCUGGCGUUUUGACUCUCAGGAUGCUAAAAGCGCUGGGCAGGACAGCACAGAAACGUUAGAAAGAAGUGACUCUUCAUCAGAGAGUUCAGACCACACGAAUGAUUUGACUCCUGAGCGAGCUCCACAGUUUUCUGAUUACUCAGAAUCAUAUCACUUCGUAAGUUCUUCAUCACAUCCGCCAUGUCCUGAGGUCCUGAUCAAUGAGACCUUUCUUACUGUGGUUCUUGCAAAGUUGGUUGACCACAUUGCUGCUAAAACCAGAGCAUCCAUACUAAACAUGGAUCUUGAUCAAUUAGUGCAUGCUGUAACAAGGAGGACUAGAGGCACGAUGUUUUUUACUCUCCCAAAAAGGGCUGACAGCCUGCACAUCUCCAUCUACAAAAAACUGUGCAAGAAAUUUAGAUCAAAAUACGUGCUGCAGGCUAUCAUGGAAUCGGGCGAUGAAGCUUUUGAGUUCGCUGUUUCUGUGACUUUAAUGUCACUGCUCCAAAAUCUAAGAGCACCAAGAAAAGAUGGAACCCCUUUCAAUCCUGGGAACCUUUCUCCAGUUCCUGAGAUUCAAACUCCAGAACCUGACGGUGAAGAAAGCAGUGGAAAGCUUCUCCACUUCCUGAGAGUCAGACACCAGAACCUGACAGUGAAGAAAAGAGAGAACAAACAUCGCCCUCACCUCCAAAAAGAUCACUGGGCAGAACUAUCAAGGAGACGCUUUCACGCUGGGCUUCUAAUGUUGUGAAUUUCAUUAAUGACGGCCUGGACAGUGAAAUUCACAGAUUGACUUUUCAGUCACAACACUGGUUUGGACAAACCCUCUUCUUUAAAAUUCUUACUGAAAAAUGAUCACAGGCUGAUUUUUCAAGAUAUAAAAAAAAAAAAAUACAAUAUAGGGUUUGUUAAAAUACUUUUGAUAAAUUUAAAUUGACAAACCAGAAGUCAGCUCUGCUUGUCAAGCUUACCAAUUUAAAACAAGACAUCCAUCUUUUCAAAAGAGUUGGGAAAUUAUAGGAUAAUAGGACAUAAUCUACAAUUUUGUGUCUAAAAAGUUUUACACUUUUUUAGUGAGAGUACCAACUUUUCUCACACCCCCAACCAGUCGCGGCAGAUGACUGCCCCCUCCCUGAGCCCGGUUCUGCCGAAGGUUUCUUCCUGUUUAAGGGAGAGUUUUUCCUUCCCACUGUCGCCAAGUGCUCGCUCACAGGGGGUCGUUUGAUUGUUGGGUCCUUUGCCUGAUAAUAUAAAGGUUUAAUUUGAUGC